GUUCCUCCUGAAGAUAUAGCAUCUUCAUUAACUGUUUUUUAAGGCGUAUUAUACUUUGUGCUGUACCUGAGGAGAUAAUGAACAACCGCGGCCUACAAGAUCUUAUCCCUGUAGUUAAUAAGUUACACGAUGUUUUUUCCCGUUUAGGAAGACCUUGUCCGAUUAACUUACCUCAGAUAGCCGUAGUUGGAGGCCAAAGUGCAGGAAAAUCUUCCGUUUUAGAAAGCUUUGUAGGUAAGGAUUUUCUUCCUCGAGGCGCUGGGAUUUGUACCAGGCGGCCUUUGAUCUUACAAAUGUACUAUCAAAGUGGAGAAGAGUAUGGCAAGUUUCUUCAUACUAAAGAGAAGAAAUAUUACAACUUUGAAGACAUUAGAAAGGAGAUUGAAGCAGAAACCGACCGAGUUACAGGGAAAAACAAAAAUAUCUCGCCUUUACCAAUUAACCUUUCGAUAUACUCGCCUAAUGUACUGAAUUUGACUCUUAUUGACUUGCCCGGUUUGACUAAAGUAGCUAUAGGGGGGCAGCCUCGCGAUAUUGAGAAGCAGAUUAACGAUAUGAUCAUGGAUUUUAUUACUAAAGAAAACUGCUUAAUAUUAGCAGUAUCGCCGGCAAAUAUAGAUUUAGCUAACUCUGACGCUCUUAAGAUGGCGAAAUUAGUAGACCCUCAAGGACUUAGAACUAUCGGUGUUCUGACCAAAUUAGACUUGAUGGAUCAAGGAACAGACGCAAGAGAGAUUCUCACCAACCAGUUUUUACCUCUGCGAAGAGGGUACGUCGGGGUCGUCAAUCGUAGUCAAAAGGAAAUUGAUGGCAAAAAAGGCAUCCAAGCCGCUCUGGAGGCCGAAAUGGCUUUUUUCAGAGCUCACCCGGCUUAUCGCGAUUUGAACAACGUGGGUACAAAACGCCUUCAGUGCGUUUUAAAUCAGCAACUUACAAACCACAUUCGCGAUUCGCUGCCCGACCUUAAAAAAGCGCUAGAGGACGAGAUAGAGAAACUCGAGGAAGAAUGCGAGCAAUAUAAAGGCUUAAUGUUCUCGGCUUCGGAGCCUACGGUCCGGCUAAUGAAAAUGCUUAACAAGUUUUCCUUAGACUUCUUUUCUCGGAUUCUCGGCGGGCCGGACAUAACAUGUUUUUCGGAAUUAUCUGAAGGAGCAAAUAUAAACGGUAUACUUAGCGAUCGUCUGACCUACGAGCUUAGCAAGCGCGAGUACGAUGAACACCAGCUCCGCAAAGAAAUUGCCACUGCAGUACUUAACGUUAAAGGCGUUCACAGCGGAGUUUUCACGCCCGAUCAGGCCUUUACGGUUUCUCUCCAAAGACAAAUCUCACACUUUUUAGAUCCCUGUAUAAAAUGUGCAGAUGAGGUUUUGGAUGAGUUGAUCGAGGCUUUUCACAGCACCUCUGAAGCGUUUUUGCACUAUCCUGUGUUUAGAGACGCUCUUGAGGAUGCUGUGCUUUCUCUUCUUAGAGCCGAACACGAAAAAGCUGUAGAACAAAUUAAGAUAUUUUUUAGUAAUGAAACCGCCUAUAUUAACACUAAUCAUCCUGACUUCAUCGGCUUUAAAGAAGCCACCCAGGUUGCUGAAACUACUGAUCCCUACGAUAAUUCCGCAGACUUAAAAUGUACAUCGGCUAAUGUUAUUUUGCGACGGGGUUUCCUGACCUUGUCUUCGGGUUUGAUUAAGAAUCAGUUUUGGUUUGUGCUAACUAGCAACCACGUUUCUUGGUAUAAAAAGGAAGCGGAUGUAAAACCUGUAGAAACACUAAGACUAAAGGGUUUUAAAAUUCGGGACUCAGACUCUCAUUCUCACCGCAAAAAUGAAAUUGAGCUUUUUAAACGAGAUGGUGAGCAGAGAACAAGCGACCGAAGUUCACUAAUUUUAUCAUGCAAAGCGGCUAGCGACCUCGAUGGUUGGAAGGCGGCAUUUUUAAGGGCUGGCGUGCUCCCGUGCAAAUCAGAUGACUCUAAUGACGAUCUUCGUCUAAAAGAGCUUUCCCCUCUUAUGGAAAAACAAGUUGAGGUCAUUCGCAAUUUGGUGGACUCAUAUGCAAACAUCGUUACUAAUUCGGUGAAGGACCAAAUCCCCAAAAUUAUUAUGUAUCAAAUGGUUGUAACUUUAAAGGACCGUUUUGAGGCUCUACUGGACAAACUGCUCGAAGGAAAUUCGGCUAAAGUUCUACUUCAAGAGAGUACAGAGAAAAAGGAGCAACGGGAAAAAGAAUUUGCCUCGCUUCAACUAGCUAGAGAGGCCAUGGCCAUUAUCUCUGAAAUUAAAAUAAACACAAAAUACGAGUCUGUGCCGCCCCCCAUCCCCGAUGAAAAUGAUAUUCUUUCUCGAUUGGUUCAGGAACCCAAUUCUUCUGCUCAUUUUAAUAAACCAGCGGUCCCUCAAAGACCACGAACCGCUACGACAAGUUAUGCCUCCUAAUGAAUUACUUUUAAUUAUUAAAAAUUCGGUUAUCAAG
Zophobas morio is the source of this 2466-nucleotide messenger RNA. RefSeq names its product dynamin-1-like. NCBI's taxonomy places the organism in Eukaryota, Metazoa, Arthropoda, Insecta, Coleoptera, Tenebrionidae. Gene Ontology annotation, cellular component: membrane; cytoplasm; microtubule. Gene Ontology annotation, molecular function: GTP binding; microtubule binding; GTPase activity. The record is from RefSeq and is a predicted model, not a curated record.